This is a messenger RNA of Encephalitozoon romaleae SJ-2008, 1143 nucleotides long. Its product is annotated as polar tube protein Ptp1. The transcript has a single exon. NCBI's taxonomy places the organism in Eukaryota, Fungi, Microsporidia, Unikaryonidae. The record is from RefSeq and is a predicted model, not a curated record. The coding region runs from base 1 to 1143 and encodes 380 amino acids.
AUGAAAGGCAUUUCCAAGAUUCUCUCUGCUUCUGUUGCGCUAAUGAAGCUGAAGAAUGUUUAUUCUAAAGCUUCCUUUUGUAGUCCUACUUAUGAUUCGGUUCAACCACAGCAGGGCAUGGUUCAGCCAUCAUACGUGUUAAUUCCUGGCACCCCAGAGGCCAUAAAAAACUGUGCAUACAACCCACAGAAUUUAUAUGCUCCUUUUUCUCCUACUCCAUCUUCUGCACCAUUCUCAACACCAACGGGGACAAGUAAUGAAAACGAAACAUCUCCUACAGAAGAUGUGGGAACAUGCAAGAUUUCUGUUUUAAAGCACUGCGACACACCAGGAACAUCUGCAACACCUUGCGAAUCUCCUGAACAAGUUAUUCAACCACAGCCUUCCUUGACAGUUGCAUCGAUUACAUCAACAAUCAUUGCUCCUGUACAAGCGUCACCUGUUGUUGCUAAGGUUCUCCAGCCUACAGAAAUGGUUGUGACAACACCUUCUUCAGUUGUAUCUGCUAACCAGGUAAUUCCAGGGUAUUAUUCCAAUGGAACACCUGCUGCUCCUGGACAACAAGGACAAAUUCUUUCAGGUAGUGUUCUUGCACCUGGUGCUAACUUAUGUCAGGUGGUCCCUGGAAGUACCCCAGGACAAGUCCUUCCUGGUGCCGUUCCAGGCUUUCCCCAAUGCCAGACAGGGCAGAAUGGAAGUGGAAAUGGAGGUAGUUCACCCGUUCCAGGCUUUCCCCAAUGCCAAGCAGGGCAGAAUGGAAGUGGAAAUGGAGGUAGUUCACCCGUUCCAGGCUUUCCCCAAUGCCAAGCAGGGCAGAAUGGAAGUGUUACCGGCCAGUCUGGGCAGUUCUCUCCUACUCCCCAAGUUCCAAAUCCUGUUGCAAUGCCGCCAAUCUCAGGGAUCAGUGGAAAUGGGUAUCCUACUUCUACUACAUACGCUUCAAGCCUUGGGCCAUUGGGUCCUUGUGUUGACGUACAGAAACCAUCAUCUUCGUGCGAUCAGCAAACAAAUGAGAGGUAUUCUAUGGAAGCCUGUGCAGCCCCAACCCCAACGGUUAUCAUAGGCAACAGUGAGUAUUUUGUCGCGCCCGGGAUGUAUAAUGCAAUUAGCUCUCCAUGCAACUCUUCUUGCUGCCAAUCCUAG